Molecule: messenger RNA, 1944 nt
Organism: Rhipicephalus sanguineus (brown dog tick)
Lineage: Eukaryota; Metazoa; Arthropoda; Arachnida; Ixodida; Ixodidae
Gene: Fitm
Product: acyl-coenzyme A diphosphatase FITM2
Exons: 1
Coding region: 50-1024 (324 amino acids)
Biological process (GO): phospholipid biosynthetic process; lipid droplet organization; lipid storage
Cellular component (GO): endoplasmic reticulum membrane
Source: RefSeq, a predicted model, not a curated record
AUGGGUAUGUUUCAUCCAGACCCGGAGCCAAUCCAAACCAACGUGCAACAUGGCAGGCAAUCAAAAGCGGAGCCGAGUAUCGGGCGCUAUGAAAUGGGAUGCUGCUGCUGCGAAACAAACAGCAACAGGCCGGAAACCUCUCGGAGAACCCAUGUCAGUACCACAGGUUCUUGUAAUGGUAGGACUGCACCUGUGUCGUCGUGUGGUGGUGGUUGAACCGCGUGUAAAAGUGCCCCUGUACCUCGGUGUUUUGCUGAUCGGCUCCGUGAUGUGCGACUUCUUCCCCAUUCCGCGUACUUACCUGUCGCGCAAGGACAACGUGUUUAAUAUCUAUUUCGUCAAGGUCGCCUGGGGCUGGACACUCACAACGGUUGGACUCUUUGUAGCCGUCUCGAGUUGGGUGUACUGUUGCGGUGACCGCGCGCUUGUAAAGCGCCAUUUGAGUCGCCUUGCCGUCGGCACUGCUGCAUGGUUCUUCACGACUUAUUUUUUUGUAGCUUUCGAAGCGUACACGAGUCGCUGUGUCGUUGACAAACACGGAACGCGGGAAGCGUGCUUGAGGGCUGGCCAACGUUGGUUUGGGUUUGACAUUUCUGGCCACGCGUUCCUGCUCAUUUUCUGCAAUCUAAUGAUCGCCGAAGAAGCGCGGUGUUUCUGUGGCUGGGAAAGGAUCGGAGACUUGCUUAGAAAUGAAAAGUACGAUGACGACAGCCCUCUAAAGGAGUUGAGAGCCGAACAGCUGCGCCUGCUGCACGACGCGUACCCACGGCUGACGCCGUUCGUGCGCCUGCUGUUCGUGGCUUUGACCUACCUGUCGCUUCUUUGGGAUUUAAUGCUCGUCUGUACAGUGCUGUAUUUCCACAGCAUGGCCCAGAAAAUACUCGGUGGCCUGAUCGCUAUUGUUGAGUGGUUUGUGCUGUAUCGCAUCUGGUACACAAUGACAUGGUCUCCUGGCCUUCCCGGACAAGGACUUUUCAAGUAUCGUGACGUCCAAAGGAAGAAAUCUCAGGGUUCUCGGAACUGAAGAGUUGUGUGUUCAAACGUUGGCUCAUUACAUCAGAUGUUGUGCCUUCAUCAGCAAACAUCAGUAGACUGUUGCAAGCAAGACGGUGAAGUGUGAAACACAUGAAAGCCUAAAAUGGCUGUUGGUGUUGCUGUGAUAAUUGGAAAGAUUUUGUAUCACUGUGUGAAAGUGAUUGUGCUUACAUAAAUUGCAACACUAGUAAAAAGAAAACAAAAGUUCAGUAACAUCUGGCCAACUAUCUUAGCCUUAUUUGAAAGCAUGCAGGUAAAAAUUUAAUAUGUAAACUGUCUUGUAAUGUUUCAACUUUUUUUGCAUAAAUGUGAAAAAUGUUGGUGCUUUAACAUCCCAAGUUUACAUCAAAUGUACACGUCAACUGUCUUUUCAUUCAUUGGUAGGUCCAUGGCACUUAAAUUCUUUGAUACCGGUAAACCUUAUAAUAUGGGAUGCCCAUUUAGAAUGUCGUGGGUGGUUGGGCAGCUGUUGGCAGCUGCAUAUACGCUACCCAAGCUGUUGGCAGCUGCCCAACCAUAUUGGUCAGCCGUUGGCUACUGUGAUAAAUUAUGGGCAGAAUUGUUCUGGCUGCUAUGAGAAUAGGAGGAUAAUAUAUAUUGAACAGUGUAUUUCAUGUGGAAAUGAUGGUUCUCUAAACAGAACAUAAUGCUCAAAGUGCUCUAAUGUAGACAACUACAUAGUGUUUUGGAGCAGUGUUAAUGUUACUAGAUUAUAAUCUAAUCCUGUCUUGUCAAACUAGUGCUUUGCAUACAAAAUGUGCAUAGAAUUUUUUGUGAUGUGUACCAUGCAUUAGUAAUGCAGCAUUUGUUUUUAUGUAAAUUUCAUUGCACUAAGAGACAUAAAAGUUGUACCUGUAAUUUUGGUAAGCUUUUCAAAAAAAUCCAUUAAAGAUAAAGUCUGUGGCAGCA